Molecule: messenger RNA, 2442 nt
Organism: Wasmannia auropunctata (little fire ant)
Lineage: Eukaryota; Metazoa; Arthropoda; Insecta; Hymenoptera; Formicidae
Exons: 2
Coding region: 1105-2187 (360 amino acids)
Source: RefSeq, a predicted model, not a curated record
AUAUAAAAACAAUUGUUUAUUCUUAUCCCAUUAACAGCAUUAAAAUACUUCGUCAUAUAUAAGAAGACUGCCAAUAAUUAGCCAAUAAUUAACAAAUCCGACAAAUACUCAGUUUAUUGAAAAUGUGCGGUAAUUUACAAGGCGACGACUGCAUGCUUGCAUUUAGGUCGAAGAUGGUUAUUUUAAGCACAUCUUAAAAGGCAAUCUGAAUACAAAUAGCAACCAGAAUACAAAUAUGACUACAAUUCGGAAACUAAGAUAAAUGUUUAUCAGACACAUUAUUUUAUCAUUAUCUUUGUGUUUUCUGUCCACCAGUGAAGUGAUCCAUACGUUAAAUAGUAAAUACCAUGUAAUGUGAAUUAUAGAUUUUCCACUGAUAAUGACUACGAGAAUAUAGCUUAAAAGAUAUAGAAUUGAAAAUAUUUAAACAAAAAUACAUUAAAAAUAUAUUAUAGAAUAAGAAAAUAAAGUUGCUUAUAAAAAAAUUUGCGUGUGGCAGGAUAUUGUAAAAAUUAUUACACACCAACAUCUGUGUUGGCUCGCAUUGGCGUUACUUCUCUAUUGUUGAUUUACUUAUUAUUCACAAACCCUAGGAUGUAUUUGAAAGUAUAAAAAAGUAACGAUAAAAGUAACGACAAAUUCGUUACCGUUAGUGCAAAAAUGUAACGACGUUAUCGUUACCGUUACAGAGAGAAAAAAGUAACGAUCGUUACUGAAAAAAAGUAACAAAAAUGGUAACGGCGUUACAAGUAAUGCGUUACUUCCCAACCCUGCAAACAAAUAUAUUCAGAAUCUGAAUAUAAAGAAAAUGGUGAAAUAACCAAGAAAUCAAGGAAUCUAAAAGCAAAUAAGAAGAAAUGGACCAAAAAACAAGCACCGUGGGAAAUAUCGCCGAUAAAACAACUAACUCCCAGACAACGAGUUGCAGCCGCACAGAAGAAGGACGCUAAAGGGAGAUUUACGUUUGGGAAAAAAUCUAAUGAACAACUAAUAACAAGGAAAAACCAAGAACAAAUAGAACAAUGUCAUCAGACGCAAAAUAUCGCCCCUUGUUUAGCGAAUUUGACUCACUUAGAUUCUCCUCGCUCGCAAUUGGCAAGGAGAAUGCAGCUGUCAACAAGCAGAUCGUCGGUUGCAUCGGGCGAGUGUUGCAAUCUAAGCAACAGAGAAGCAGAGGACGAAACGGAUGAGCUACAAGUCGAGAGGAUCCGGGAAGCGGAACAGCCGACGGAGGAGAUCGAGGUAACACAAUGGUCUCAAGAUAUUGCGCGAGAGGAGGAGAUUGGCAACUUUGAAGAGAGUCGCCGACUGCCUUUCUCUCUGUUAUCGGUAAAUGGCAUAAUUGCCGAAUUCAAGGAAUUACGCAAAAGAAGUGCAGACGAGCAUUAUGCCGAAGAAUGUGAAGAAAGAAUUAAAAUCUUAAAAGGACUUUUGAGGAGAAUACCGAAAAUUUGCGAAGAGAAUCGACGCGAAUUCGAACGUGAAGAACACGAACGUGCAUCAAAAGUAGCACAGGCUGUACAUCAUUUUCAUAAAAUUUCAUCAAAAGAAUUAUAUGUGUGCGAUAAGUUUAUGGUUCGCGACAAAAGUGGAUCCGAAAUAUGUGAAGUGUCGUUAACUAUGGCGACGCACAAUAAAAUUCCAGCGGACAGCAAAAUGGAAAAAGAAUAUAAGAUCACACUUGACGUAACGGAUAAUGGUGUAAUCCGACAAGUUAGAGUAAAGGAAUGUCAAGUAAUUAGAGGAAAAAUUAUCACUCCUAUAAGCGACUGUGAUCUACCGUCAACAUCCGGAAUACAGCAAAAAAGAAGAAAGUGCGAGACAUCACCUGUUAAGUUAACGGAUCAGAGAGAAAACAAAAAAAAAAUAAAUCCGUUGAUUGAACGGGAUCCACGGAUUAAAGCGACGAAACAAAGAACGAAAACACCAAAGAAACUUUUUUCAUCAGAAUAUGCUCAAGACCAGAACAACAUUUUAUCUUCAAUUGAAAACAAACCUGGGGAAUCGAGCAUGUUUACCGAGAGGUCGGAUCAGGAAUUGGACUUGGCCCGAGAGAUGACGGACGAGAUCACCGAUUGUCAUUUUCAUACAGCCACGCAAUUAGGAUGCGAGGAGGGAAUCGCGGAGGCCGAUGCGGGAGACAACCUACCGGAUUCGGGGACGGAUAAGGAAGAAGGUAUCCCGUGACCAAAGGAUGAUAGGAAGAAGAAAAAGAAGGGUCAAGGAUAAUAAUAUAUAAUCUUACUAUGUAUCCGGAAAAAUAUAUAUAAACAUUAUUAUUAUAAAUUAUAUUAACGUAGAUUAUAUUCCUGCUACGUAAUAGAAAAAUAAGUACAAAUAACCGCUAGUAAAUGCGGAAUAACCGUAUGAGAGAGUUGAUCAAGUAUUUACGGUCAAAAACUUUGUUUAUUAUUAUUAUUAAAGUAUUAACGGGCAAAGAAA